AUGUAUGUGAGUGCAUUCAUUCAUGUGCAUGUCGUAGAGCGUGUAACGUCCUAUGUACAAGACCACAGUGCAGUAGGUGGCGAAUACAGGUGCCUGAGGGAAAGUGAGAAUCCAUGCAGUCAAGUCGACAAAGGGAAUGUAAACACAAAGAGCAAUUUCACACAUAUAUAUGAACUGUUUCAUCUUCAGAAUCGCAUAUAUAGGGAUGUUGAUGAUAUCUUCACAGAGGUAACAACUGUAAUUAGCCGUAGGAAUGGCUGGAAUAGUGGCAUCUGCGGAGAGUUAUAUAGUGGAGCGGAUGAUAGAUUAUGCAUUAGUAGAUGUGAGGUCUUGGGCCAAAUAUAUGGAAAUAGUAGUGACCACCGAGAUAUAAUAGAGAAAGUUCGCGGGAAGUUACAGCAAGGAGCAACAAUAUUAAGGGGACCGAUUGAACCGGCACUGUGCGAAGAGAGGGAUUAUGGUAAAUUCAUAUUCGGGUCAGGAAUUAUUGGACAGCACAUAGGGGACCGCCUGCAAGAAUGGAAGAAAGGUUCCGUAAUAGGAAAAGCUACAAGUGGACACGGGGCAACAGCAAAAUGCAGGUGGCAGGAUACAGAGACGAAGAACGAGCAACAGCCGGAGAGUACUAAGCAAUGUAUAGCAACGGUGCAGGCAGCGAAACAUGAUGAGGAUACAAAAGAACUCAUGGAAUUAAUUGACGUAAAUAUCACGGCCCCGUCCAUGCAUCUUAAGAGACUAAUACAGCAGAGUUUGGAGCCGCGUACAAGGUGUACUAUGAGGGAAAAAAUAAGGAAGAACGUACAAGAAAAAGUAUGGGACAUUGGUGAAACUGUAAGAACGGGGAAACCACGAACGAAAGGAACUUCCAACACACUGGAUCCAGCCUCUAACCCGCGGCGCCCACGCCCUGGAAUAGGACCAGGAAGGAAACCCAAACCACCGCUGAAGGAGUCGAAACCCUCGAAGCCGAAGUCACAACCUUCGGCACCAAAAGACCGGAAAACAGCACAGUCCAUACCAUCCGCAGGAGGUUCAGGCGACGGGCCACAGGCACCUAAACCCGCCCCGGCCAAACCAGCACCUCCUGCCAAACCAGUAGCGGCGAAACCGCCGGACUCGGGAACGAAGAAAACGGUAACGACGACAACGGGCGGUGCCAUGACGACGACAUCAUCUGGUGGUGGUGGUAAGGGUGGUACGCCUAGUACGGCAGUUGCCGUAGGAGGUCAGCACGAGAACGGGAACAUGGCGAACCCGCAGGACAAGGAGUGUACAGGAGAAAGAAUAGUGCAGCAAGGGCGUAACGCGGUGUACGUGGUGCCUCCACGUGAUGAUAACGCAUGGAACAAGUGGAAGCAAGUGUUGCAGGCAUUUACGGAAUAUAUGCAGGACCACAACGACCUCAAUGAAGCAUAUGGUGCAAACUGUUAUAAUACUGGUUGGAAUGAUUUCGGCAAGGGCAAUGACAGUCAUACGCAACAAAGAGUAGCAGAUGUCGUACGGUGCAGAGUUAUGAGUGUUGCAUGGGCCUUCGCAAAUGGGUGGGGCCAUAGCGCAAGCGCUAACACGGACGGGGUCGACAUCACGCCGGAAGAAAAGGAUAUGUUCAGGUGUGAAGUGGUAAAUAUCUUUGGACAUUUACUGAAGGAGAAGUAUUGUUCAGAGCAAAAAGGAUACAAGAGGGGCGUAGAGUAUUCUCGGAUAGCAUUCAGGGAUAUGAAGAGCGCGGGCAUAAAUGGAGUGGGAGCGAUCAACGGUCCCGUUAUAGAAGGCAGGUGUACAGCAUGUGGGUACCAAGGGCAUGAAAGGUGGGCACACGCAAUAAAUUUGAAAGUCGUAGAGUGGCUCAUGCACCACGGGGAAAUAAUGAACGAAAUAGCACAAAUGGAGCAGGCAAUGCCGUGUACAGAAAGAUGGACAGAUUAUAUUAAGCAGAUAGACCACCCGCACAACCCUAUUAAGGAUGGGAACACAGAAGGGCGCACGCUCAAAGAACGUUUGAGCGAAGAAGGGCAGAGGAAAAUACAGGACGCAGAGCAGCAGCUGGAAGGAGCGGUAACAAAGAUAAUUGAGAACGUCGCGAAAGAUACAGACGACAUACUGCAGCAAGCACAGGAGGCGUUUCAGGACGUGCCGAAGAACGCGCACAAGGACGCCACCGAAACGACACCAGGUGCGAAGCCGAUGGCGACAACACCAGCGACGCCGAAACCGGUAGCAGGAGGCACACCAGGACAGGGAACAGGAACAGGAGGAGACGUAGCAAGGAAGGACGAUGACGAACAACCUCCAGCAAGACCACCACCACCUCCUCCACCAGAACCCGCACGUCCAGCGGAGAACACAGGCGCACCGGGUGAUGCAGGACCAGCUGGUCCACAGGGAGAAACUGGAGCAAAGGGUGAACCAGGUCCAACCGGACCAAAGGAGGAUCACGCAUCAGGGGCAGAUGCUGGACCAGCUCCAGAUAGUAAAGAACCACGACAACCGGGAUCGUCCGCGGUUGAAGACUAUAAGAGCAUAUGUGAACAAACGGACUCCGGUCCACAGAGCACUACUGUAAUAUCCUCCGGUGCUUCAAGUGUUAGUAUUACGCCUGUUAAUUACAAUUAUGGGGCGGAAGCACCAUGUAAAAUUCUGCAGGAACUCGCAAAACAGGAGGAAAGAGCAAAGUCCACCCCGAAAACUGUGGAGAACACAAAAAAUGCUACACGAGACCGUGCUCCCAGCGGGGAAACUAAUGUACAAGGUGAUACUGUUCCGGCGGGUACAGUAGAUGGGAACCCGCAGGAGGCAGCAAAGGCGGCAUCACCUACAACACCAGCACCGGCAGAAGAGAAAGCCAAGGAACCACCACCACCAUCUGCACCGGCACCAGGGCCGACACCAUCAACAGGAACAGCAACAGACGGGACUAAGCCUCCUACGCACGAUGGUGAUCCCGACGCCAAUGAUGUUGCUGAUGGUAUAAAGAACACUGCAGAUUUUGGAUUCGGAUUAGACCUGAACCCCCUCAAAGCAAAAGGUGAUUUAGGUGGAUCAUAUGGUCUAGGUACCCCACAGGGUCCACGGGGCGUACCCCCCAGUCCAAAGGCGGAUUCUUCAAACGUUCCUCCUGCCCUUGAUGCUCCGACCCUAACUUGGGAGGACCUCAUCCCCUACACCCCCGCGAUCAUUCCAGCGGUGGUUGGUAUCGGGAUCAUUGCGUUCUUCCUAUGGAAGUAUUUUGCCUUCCUCGGACACAAACGACGACGAACAUAUCGAACCGUUCGUGACAUCCCGUCACCUCCACUAGACGAAGAAAUUCUAGACCAUCUACAACGUGGCGAACUGCCGCCACCCGAUUACGGUUACACGAUGGUUAGGGCACGACGUCGCGAUAAAUUUGCCGACCGACGACGACGUCAUCCACGCGUGCAUAAGCGCACGAUCAUCGAGCUACAUCUAGAAGUUCUCAACGAAUGUGAAGCGACCGAAUGGGAAAACGUCAAAGACGAAUACUGGCAGAUUGUCGUGGAGGAGUUUUCGCGUGACUUGGCGCAGGAUUUGAUGCGGGACGGAAAGGGGUAUAGUAGUUCCUUGGAUGCUCCUAGCACAAACCAGGGUUAUCCAGGGAUCAAUGUUUCCUCCACCCUCGAUCGACCCACUGACAUCGAACGAACGGACCCUUGUCGCCCUAACGAACAGGACCCCGAUGCAUGGAAUUGUAUGGAAACUAAACAGUUAGCAACGGGCCCUUGUGCACCGCAUGAACACGAUCCCGAUCCAUGGAGUUGUAUGGAAAACAUACAGUUAGAAACGCACCCUUGUCCACCGCAUGACCCGGAUCCAUGGAGUUGUAUGGAAACCAUACAGUUAGCACCGGGCCCUUGUGCACCGCAUGCACACGACCCCGAUCGUUGCAGUAGUAUGCAACACAUACAGUUAGCAACGGACCGUUCUGCACCUAACGAAGAUGACCGAUGGAAUUGUAUGGAAAACAUACCGUUAGCAACGGACCCGUCUCCACCGAAUGAACAUGAUCCAUGGAAGUGUAUGGAAACCAUACAGUUACACGAUGAUCAACAUCGCCCUUUCGACCACGGUGACGAGACGUUGGACUGCAUCCAUUGGAUUAACUGGAUUGACCGCAACAAGUACUUUUUGCGGGAGUGCACGACGCAAACGCGGUUUUUGCAAUUAAAAGCGGAUUGGAAACAAUAUUAUCAACAACAUGCGACAAACGACGCAUUUGGUGUGAACAGGAAAGCCGCAACCAUGGACAGCAAGAAGCACGCAUGGAAAGAAUGGGUUGCAAAACAACAUCGGCAAAUGCGUAUGUAUAACGCGGAGGCGUGGUUUCAACGUUUGUUGAAUACUGUGGUGGAGGAGACACAAUCGCACAAAGGCGAAGUACCUGGAGUUGAAACAGACGUAGAAGUGGAAAACGUCAUGGCCGCAGAAGAUAUGCUCAGAGUGAGAGAUUUACCGCGGUCGCAACCACUGCAUAAGCAACCUUACAUGAAAAAACCGUUAACCGCUCAAACAUGGAUACUGAUCCUGGCAUUAAUCAUUGAGGCGUGCGAGCUCGAGAAUAGUAUGCACGAUCGGGAGUUAUAUGUGGAUGCUUUAUUACAGAAUAUGUGA
Messenger RNA from Plasmodium fragile, 4626 nucleotides. RefSeq lists its product as uncharacterized. The transcript has 7 exons. Bases 1 to 4626 code for a protein of 1541 amino acids. The record is from RefSeq and is a predicted model, not a curated record. NCBI's taxonomy places the organism in Eukaryota, Apicomplexa, Aconoidasida, Haemosporida, Plasmodiidae.